Messenger RNA from Cyprinus carpio (common carp), 4628 nucleotides. RefSeq lists its product as uncharacterized. NCBI's taxonomy places the organism in Eukaryota, Metazoa, Chordata, Actinopteri, Cypriniformes, Cyprinidae. The record is from RefSeq and is a predicted model, not a curated record.
UACAACUCCUGCCAGCACCGAAACUCGAACCUGCGACCUUCGGGUUACAAGUCCAACUCUCUAACCAUUAGGCCACAGCUUUCUAAUGCUGCAUUAAUUGAGCAUAUUCUCUGAGACAACGAGAGCCGAAACUACUUCAACAUAUGCUGAUAACAUUAUAUAAUUGUCUUAAUUUUUUCCCUUAAUAUUUCUCUUGUGGUCGAUAUAGUGAAAAACAUGAGAAGAAACGUAUUUUGCGUUAAACAGGUUGUUCUUGAAAGUCGGUGCACGAUUUUUCAUGAUGACUGCAGUGUUAAUAAUUUUAAUUAUAGGCCUGUAAUUCAUUGUAUAAAUUAAUAGACCUGUUUAAAAAAAAUAAUAAUAAUAAAACCUUUUUAAAAACAUUUUAAAUGAGGAGUCAGCUAAUGGCCUAAACUUUAAUUAUCCUCACAGUGCGUCAUGCAGUGAUGCGCUAUAUGGUAAUUAUUGCGGGACAAUAAUUUCAUGUAAUUUAAUAAUAAAAGUAACCUAAUAAUAAUAAUAAUAGGCCUAAUAAUAAGAAGAAUGUAACAGGCCUACAAUAAUUGGAAAUGCUAAAUAGUCUCAAUAAUAUUGCCUAUUUUUGAUGUUUUUGACAAUAUCGUCGACACAUGAUACGAUGCAACUUAGCACGGGGAGGUUAUCGUGGGAGAACUGUUAUGCCGUAUGCUAUGCCACUGUGUGGAAAAAGUUGUAUGAAUAGUCGGCACUUUAUCUAUUGUAAAAAAAAAAAAUGGUUAGAAUUUACACUGUUUUCCUGCCAGUUGGCAUUGAGAAUGACUGACACUUAAUGGUCAGAAGAAAAAAAAAUACUAAAUAGUGUAAAAAAGAAAAACAUAAAAAAUAAAGAAAAACAAUGAAAAAGGAAAAAAAAUCCCUACUUUCUCUCUUUUCUAUGUGCGUUCAUAAAUUGUAUUAAAUUUGUAAGUGUCAUAUUUGGCAGUUGGCAUUAGAAGUUAUAUUACUAACACACAGAAAAAGCCUUUUUCGAAGCUGCUGUAUAUAAAAAACAGAAGGUGGCUGCAUGAAUGUGCAUGCUAUUUAGAUCCAGCUGAAGCAUAGGCAUUCUUUACUUUCACUCAAUUUCAUUAGUUUUUAGCACCCCCUCUGAACUGUUAAGCCCCUCCUUAGCACCCCUAACAAAAAAUAAAUACAUAAAUAAAUUAAUAAAAUCAUGGAGCUGCCACUAUGAAAAUACUGUUUGUACAGUAUAACAACAAUUAGGCCAUAUGUAAUGUCUCCAUAAAACAUGGAAACCCAACGUGUGUGUGUGUGUGCGUGUGUGUGUCACAAUAAUCAGUUUUUAAACACAUUAUAAUUGUCCCUCGUUUUGGCAUAAUUUCCAUCAGGACCAACAAUCUCAUUAGAAAAUAAAUGAACAAAAAUUAGAGUGCUUGGUUACCAAGGAGACAAAUUUGCCAGUAAUGAGAUGAAAUGCAGGCAUUUAAUGUGUGAAGAAAAAACAAGGUAGCUUAAUUAUCACAUAGGCCUAAACUAAAUAUAUUAUGCAUAAUUUCCAGUUAAGUUGUCAUAUUAUCAAAUAUUCAAAAUUAUUUGAAAACGAUGUACACUAACUAUUAAUUGAACAUUUUUAACGUUGUAAGUAGAUAUCCUAAAUUAAACUAAUGGAAGUGUGAAAUCCGUUUCAUGGGCCAAAAGUACUCAUAGUUGCCUUCUUUCUAGUGUGUUUCGACUUUUUUGUAUGGAUAAAGGUGGUGAAAAUGUAACUGUCAGGAAAUUGUGUAUGGCCAGUGUGUAUGGUCGCCAUGAUGGAUAUCAAUAAUAUCUUCACAUUAGCAGAGCCUCCUCCGUGUUGAUUGGAUGGGUGAUCGGCACGCCCACAUAAACCGUCAAUCAGCUGGUCGUCAUGGAAACAGGCGCGUAAAGUACUGUGAGUCGGCGCAAGUCUCUGAGCGCGGCAGAUCUGUGAGGGGAUUAUAAACGCUCUUGGAAUCUCAUCGCCCCAGACAACCGUGAAAAUAGUUUACGUCUUGCUCUGUGCUUUACAGCAUCUCCACAUCUUUAAACUGACAGUAUGUAAGCAGAGAAAACACCCGCUUGUAUAAUUGAUCCAGUAUUGCCAGUGUGGACUGUUAUUGACUUUGGUACUGUUUGAUUAACCAUGUCCACACAAGAGACAGAAUUACCCGACAGUCAGGAGAGGGUGGGUUUGAAGAGAAAACUGACGGGUCCACCGAGACUUUUGCUGGGGAAGUCAAAAUCAAGGGAGAAACUGGAAGGUAAAUCUCUGAGAAGGCAAAGACAAGCUAAAAGUUGUGAUAGCACAGCGGAGAAUAAUGAUCAAGAAAAAAAUGGAAAUGAAUCCUUACUUAUUACCCACCCCAGCCCAGAAAAACCCUUAGAGGAUAAGGAAUCCCAGCCAGAUGCUCCAGGAGAUACCUCAGGAAUUCUUGUAACAUUGGAGCAUAGUGAAAGCAAAGAUGAAAAUAAAGAAAGUAAAACAAAAAUGACCAGAAGCACUUCAAAAACAUCCAUUAAAAGGACAUUCUCCUCACUCCUCAGGUGUGGAAAGAGGGAGGAAUCAGAGAAAACAGAAAACAAGAUUUUGAAUCCUCAAAAAACAAAGAAAAACAGAAACAAAGCUCAGCACAGUACGUUUAACUCCAUGGAUGAGAAUAAACUGAGUGAUGUAAACAAGGACGUUCCUAAUGGUAAAAGUAAAACUAGGGCUUUCUUUACAGUGUGGCCCCUUUCUAAGAGAUCCACUACAUCCAAUGUCAGUCUAGGAAGUGGCUGUAGAGAGCAAGACAAUUGCAUGGUUUUUCAGGAGAUAAUGGCACCAAAAGGUUUGACAUUUAAAAAGAUCCCCCACAUCUUUCCAAGAAAGAAGAAAGCAUCUGAAAUUGAUCAGUUUGAGUAUAAUGCUCCUAAGGAAUCACAAAAAGAAGAAGCUGAUCAACUGAAUCAAUCACCUGAGGCUGCUUUGGACAUUUCCUGUAAAGAAAAAGAAGAGAACCAAAAGGAAGAACAAGACAUAAUAGCGGAAAGCCUUCCAGAGACAUUUACAUUCAGUGCAGAGGUGAGCAUUAACUCACAUACUGAGUCUGACCACAUAGAUGAGAAGAUAUGUCCUGACAAAGAUGUUAAUUUAAAUAAAGAGGUAAACCAGGUAUUAAAAACUAAUGGUGUUUUGGAUUCUGAGGUUCCUCCAUCAUGUUGCAGUGAGUUUCCAGGCACAUCAUCAGGUGGUGAUCUGCUAGUCUUAAUUGAGAAGCCUAUUAAAAAUAAUGUCAAAUGCAAGCCAGUGAUUACUAUAGAGCAAGCAUAUUCAUCAGAGGAAGAGAACAUGAAUGAGACACCUCAGUUUGAUGGUCUCACAGUGAACGGAUCCUGGCAACAUUUAAGAAUAAACAGCCUAACAAUCAACACACUGCAUCCUUCUGACCUAAAUGUGUCUCCUGAACUGGACCACAGCCAUUGUAAUGAGACCUUACUGAUUCAGACGGCAAUUUCAAUGGUGCAAGCAGCCAUUCAUGGCGCUGUGGAGCAACUCACAAUCGAGCAGCAGCACAAUCAGAUAAGUUUGGAUCAUGCAUAACCACACAUAUCUAUAUACUUUAUUCAGCAAAUGGUUUCAUAUUUCAUAUGAUGGUAUAAAUAAAACUGUGUGUAACAGAUGGAAAAAAGAGAAGAGGAAUUGGUGUGUAUAAACAAACAAUGGUAAUGUUUAUUAUUGAUGUCGGAUUGUGGAAAAGUUUGUAAUUUUAUGUCAUUUUAAUGAUGUAAGGUUGUACUUGCAUGAUUAACUUUUGUCAUAUAUUCAUUAAUGUUACCUUCUAUUGUUCCUGUUUUUUAUAUGGCAAUGUCACUGCAGUCUAGUUUCUAUAGCAUUGAAUAUCCCACACAUGACUCUGAGAAGGCAACAAUUCACAUGCUUAUGAUAUGUUGUGUGAAACUGCCUUCCAUAAACAUUUAAGGCAACGUUUUUAAUGAAAAUAUGUGGUCUGAGAACCCAGGUGUGCAUAUAGAAUGUUUUUUUCAGAUUUAAAUGAAGCUCUGACUGAAGCAUUCAGUGAAAUUGUUAGAUAUUUAGUCACUGUAUACUGUACAUCUCAAGCUUGGGAGUUAUGCUUAAAGAUAAUGAUUACACAGAGUUGGCAGCAGAGAUUAUGUUUGCUUUUUUGACUACAUGCUACUCUCUUGUGGCACUGAAAUGUUACUACAAGACGGUCAAUUAUGGGAUAGUUCAGCAAAAAUGAAAAUUGUCAUGAUUAACUUGCCUUCAUGUUGUUACAAACCUGUAUAAUUUUCUUUCCUCUGGGAAAAACAAAAGCGAAUAUACUGAAUGAUGUUUUAUCCACUUUUUGUCCAUACAGUGAAAGUCAAUGGGGACCAAAACUACACUGUACUCCAUUGACUUUCAUUGUAAAGACCAAAAAAAAAAAAAAAAUUAUAUGCAGGUUUGGAUUGACAUGAGGGUGAGUAAAUAAUAACAGAUUUUAAUUUGGGGUGAACAAUCCCCAGUCAGUGCCAAGGAAACCAAUGACAAGUAUAUAACCAAAGCAGAUGCAUUAUAAAACACAGUUUAUUCAAUGUGCCAUUUAUUAAAAAAACAAAAAAAAAAAAAAAAACAACACAUUAUCACACAA